Olea europaea var. sylvestris is the source of this 921-nucleotide messenger RNA. Its product is annotated as cytochrome P450 78A3-like. The transcript is spliced from 3 exons. NCBI's taxonomy places the organism in Eukaryota, Viridiplantae, Streptophyta, Magnoliopsida, Lamiales, Oleaceae. Gene Ontology annotation, molecular function: oxidoreductase activity, acting on paired donors, with incorporation or reduction of molecular oxygen; iron ion binding; heme binding. The record is from RefSeq and is a predicted model, not a curated record. Bases 1 to 783 code for a protein of 260 amino acids.
AUGAGGUUCCAAGAUAUUGUUGUGGCGGGGUACUUCCAAGUUCCCUGUAUGGCCGAAACCACCAAACUCCACCGUGAUUUUGUCGAUGUUUUGCUCUCUCUUACUGGGACUGAUAAAUUAUCCAACUCCGAUAUGAUCGCCGUACUCUGGGAAAUGAUAUUUAGAGGCACGGAUACUGUGGCAGUGUUGAUAGAAUGGAUACUAGCCAGAAUGGUGAUGCACCCCGAUGUUCAAUCAAGGGUCCAUAUUGAGUUGGACAAGGUUGUGGGAAAGUCACGUGCGCUGGCAGAGUCUGAUUUAACGGAAAUGGUGUAUUUACAUGCGGUAGUGAAGGAAGUACUGAGAUUACACCCUCCGGGCCCACUCCUAUCCUGGUCACGUUUGGCUAUAACGGACUCGACCGUCGAUGGCUAUCACGUGCCAAAGGGAACCACUGCGAUGGUAAACAUGUGGGCCAUCAUGAGGGACCCAGAUGUUUGGGUGGACCCACUGGAAUUUAAGCCUGAGAGGUUUAUGACUAUGAAUGAGGGUGAGCACGUGGAUGUGUGUGGUUUUGGGUCUGAUUUGAGGCUUGCACCGUUUGGAUCGGGUCGGAGGGCCUGCCCCGGUAAGACCUUGGGCCUAACCACUGUUACAUUUUGGGUUGCCUUUCUUUUGCAUGAAUUUGAGUUUAGGCCUUGCAAUGAAAGGAGAGUGGAUUUGUCUGAGGUCCUCAAGCUUUCUUGUGAAAUGGUUAACCCGCUGUCGAUCAGGGUCCGACCCAGGAGGUCCUCAGUUUGUUAGAGCGUGAUAAAAAGAGUGUUGUGCAGUAAUUUUAUAUGUCUUUCACCAAGUCGUUACUAGAGUUUUCUUAUGUUAUUUAUGUACAAAAAUGUGAUUAUGUGAAGGAAUACAAGUUUCAGUUCAACUCUUUGCUAAAAU